GGGCCCAUCGACCUGGCCUCUCCUCUAAGUCCAGCGCAAGGCUAGCUGGGAAAUGUUCCGGACAUUGGCCAGUGUGACCCUGGGCCCCAGAGCAGCAAGUUGGGUACAAACUAUGGGCUCUCACCAGCUGCAGGUGCCACCUCCAGAAGCCCUGAGGAAGCCCCUGGCAGUCCCCAAGCGGCUCCUACUGGGUCCUGGACCCUCCAACCUGACUCCAAGGGUGUUGGCAGCCAGCGGGCUGAGAAUGAUCGGCCACAUGCAAAAGGAGGCUUUGCAGAUCAUGGAUGAGAUCAAGCAAGGUAUUCAGUACGUGUUCCAGACCAGGAAUCCCCUUACACUGGCUGUUAGCGGCUCUGGACACUGCGCCAUGGAGACUGCUCUGUUCAACAUCCUGGAGCCUGGGGACUCCUUCCUGGUUGGGGCGAAUGGCAUCUGGGGACAGCGGGCUGCAGAGAUUGCAGAGCGCAUUGGAGCCCGGGUGUACCUGAUGAUCAAGGAGCCUGGAGGCCACUACACACUGCAGGAAGUGGAAGAGGGCCUGGCCCAGCACAAACCAGUACUGCUAUUCCUGACCCAUGGGGAGUCAUCCACCGGCGUGAUACAGCCCUUGGAUGGCUAUGGGGAGCUCUGCCACAGGCUGAAUCUGGAUGGCCACCUUCUACUUGAUGAAAAUCCAGGGCCUGAGGCAGGGCCGAAUGCCCAAAUGCUGCCAUGGUACCAGUGUCUAUUCCUGGUGGACUCUGUGGCAUCCCUGGGCGGGGUCCCUAUCUACAUGGACCAGCAAGAAAUCGACAUCUUAUAUUCGGGCUCCCAGAAAGUUCUGAACUCGCCCCCAGGAAUCUCCCUCAUCUCCUUCAGCGACAAGGCCAAACACAAGAUCUACUCUCGGAAGACAAAGCCCGUCUCCUUCUACACAGACAUCAUGUGUUUGGCCAAGUUAUGGGGCUGUGAGGGCGAAACCAGGAUGGUCCAUCAUACCACGCCCGUCAUUAGCUUGUACUGCCUGAGAGAGAGCCUGGCACUCAUUUCAGAGCAGGGCCUGGAGAAUUCCUGGCGGAAGCAUAGAGAAACCACAAUGUACCUGCACGAUCGCCUACAGGAGCUGGGCCUGCAGCUCUUUGUGAAGGAGCCGGCCCUCCGGCUGCCCACAAUCACCAGCGUGACAGUGCCGGCUGGCUACAACUGGAGGGACAUCACCAACUAUGUGCUUGACCACUUUAACAUUGAAAUCAGUGGUGGCCUUGGGCCCUCUGAGGGGAAGGUGCUGCGGAUUGGUCUGUUGGGCUGCAAUGCCACCAAGGAGAAUGUGGACCGCCUAGCUGAGGCCCUGAGGGAGGCACUGAAGCACUGUCCCAAGAACAAGCUAUGAUCAUCCUCUCUCUAGGCCACGCCCUCCUGGAGAGGCUGGAAACGUGGAAGGGACCAAAAGGCUGCAAGGCCACCAGGCCUAAGAAACAGCAGAGCCGCUGGCCCUGCAUGCAAGGCGGGCGGGGGACAAGGCAGGGCUGUCCCUCCCCAAGUGGGACCUCAUCUAAGACCUUAUCACCUUCCUUCCAAAGGAGCUACAGUCUGCAGGCCAGUAGGCUUUGGGAACACCCAAUAAAGUACUGACCAGACAUCUCU
This is a messenger RNA of Nannospalax galili (Upper Galilee mountains blind mole rat), 1623 nucleotides long. RefSeq names its product alanine--glyoxylate and serine--pyruvate aminotransferase (gene Agxt). The record is from RefSeq and is a predicted model, not a curated record. The coding region runs from base 53 to 1369 and encodes 438 amino acids. Gene Ontology annotation, cellular component: peroxisome. The transcript has 12 exons. Gene Ontology annotation, molecular function: L-serine:pyruvate transaminase activity; L-alanine:glyoxylate transaminase activity. Lineage: Eukaryota; Metazoa; Chordata; Mammalia; Rodentia; Spalacidae.